Molecule: messenger RNA, 3353 nt
Organism: Lethenteron reissneri (Far Eastern brook lamprey)
Lineage: Eukaryota; Metazoa; Chordata; Hyperoartia; Petromyzontiformes; Petromyzontidae
Product: BMP/retinoic acid-inducible neural-specific protein 3-like
Biological process (GO): cellular response to retinoic acid; negative regulation of mitotic cell cycle; positive regulation of neuron differentiation
Cellular component (GO): neuronal cell body; cytoplasm; dendrite
Source: RefSeq, a predicted model, not a curated record
CAGGGGGGGGGGGGUUGGGGGGGGGUCGGAACGAUGGAGCGAGCAUGAUGAGAGAACGGCGGAGGGGCGCUGGGAGACAUGCACUGGCCGCGGAUCUUCUCUGCCCUCUGCCUGUUGGCUGCCUGGGACCAUGUGACCAGCCAGAUGCACGGCACGCUGGGAUUGCCGCAAGGAGUGGCGGCAGGAGACGGGCGAAGCCAGGGCCGAAGCGACGCGUUUGAUUGGUUGCUCACGGACCGCGGGCCAUUCCACGAAGCAGAGGAGUACAAAGACUUUCUCAAGAAAUAUAGCGAGGGCUACACCGUGCGAUACAAAAUCUACAGGGAAUUUGCUCGCUGGAAAGUGAGUAAUAUCGCGGUGGAGUCACGGGCGGAGUUCCCGCACGCACCUUUGCCCCUCUCCCCGGAGUUCAUGCGCAGCGUGAGGCAGCUGGGGCGACGGCCAACUCAGCAGCAGCUCCUGGAUAACUUCAUUCGAAAAUACGGCACGCAUUAUGUCGUCUCGGGCAAGCUCGGUGGCGAGGAGAAGCUGACGAUACUGGUGGACCUGGCGCGGCUCGAGGGACGGCCAGACAACGGCUCUGCGCAGGGAUUGGAAGCCAUCCAGCAGCUUGCCGCCUCCUACUUCAUCAACCGCGAGAGCACGCUGCGUCGCCUGCACGAGAUCCAGAUCACCGGCUGGGCCGUGCAGGUAACAGAGACACGCAAGGGGCCCCUUGGGUGCAGCAGCUACGAAAACCUGGACUUGGUCAGCUCCGUCCUCAUCCACAGCACGGAGAACAAGAUCCAGCUGCAAGGCCUGCAGACGAUCCUGCCCGACUACAUUCGCGAGCGCUUUGUGCGCGCGGCACUCGGCUACCUGCUGUGCAAUGCCGAGGGAGAAUACAGAUGCCACGGUGGCGAAUGCUCCUGCCUCUGCCUGCCCAAGUUCCCCAACUGUAAUUGCCCGGAAUCUGACAUCGCUACGCUGGAGAGCUCCAUUCGCAAGCUUGGGCAAGACCUGGAGCAGACCCAAGAGGACUUUACGCAAUCCGAGGAGUUCAAGGCGUUUGUGCGGCGACUGCCUCCGGAGCGCCUCUUGAACUCGUCGGUGGUGUUCCGCUUUUGGACACGGGACGACGCGCUGCAGGCCCGCCUCGGGGUCGUGCGAGGUCGCCUGCAAGGUGUGAAGGCCAAGAUCAGCCGAGCCGUCCACCGCCUCUACAGCCUUAGCCGCCGCUGCCCCAUCAACCCGGCCAUCCGCCUGCCAGCAGAGCGGCCGCUGAGCUACUGGAUGAACCGCGUGCUGUCUGCCCUCUACUGCUCCGAGAACGGCCAGCUGGGCUCGUUCCACGAGGCCACGGGAACCUGCGCGUGCCCCAAGUCCUCGCUGGGCUCCGUGCUGACCGGUGCACCGGCGGCGGCGACCUGCCAGCGGCCCCUCGGCUGCACCGUGGGGGCCGCUGGCGCCUGCGCCGUCUGCCCGACCAGGGACCAGCAGAGGCCGCAGCAGACGCAGAGGUGCGUCGCCUGCAACCCGGGCUACGCGCUCACGUCGCAGGGCCGCUGCGAGCUGACGAUGGCCGACCCCGACCUCCUGGAGCGCCUCGUGAGCUUCGAGGCGCCCGAGUUGGACCUUCACGACGACGAGCUCCACGGCCUGCUGGCGCGGCGCGACCACCGGCUCGUGGUGCCCGCCAACUUCGUCAGCAACGACAUGCGCCUGGGCAGCUGGUUCGACCCGGCGUUCCGAAAGCGCAUGCUGGUCACCCUCAAGAGCAACAAGCUGAAGCCCAACGCGGUGCACAUGCUGCUGGGAAUCGCCCUGCAGCUCUGCCAGACCAAGAACAGCACCCUCGAGCCGCUCAUGGCGAUAUACGUCAACCCCUUCGGCGGCAGCCACACGGAGAGCUGGCACAUGCCGGUGGGCGAGGAGUCCUCCACGCUGGCGGUCCCCGCGAGCGUGGAGGACGAGACGGAAGACGCGGCGGCGGAGGAGGACGAGGAGGAAGAAACCGGCGCCAGGAACGCCGCGUACAGCGAAGCGGCCGCGCCGGGCUCGCGCUACCCGAGCUGGGAGAUCGUGAGGCUGGACAGCCCCGGCGCGCAGUGCUACAACUACAGCAUCAUGCUGGGCGCCGAGCGGAGGACCCUCUUCGAGACAGUGCACGUGUACCUGCGCAGCCAGCCGCGCAACGACACCAAGCAGCAGCAGCAGCAGCCUCCCGCCGAGCCGCCGGCCGAUGCUCGCGGCCACGGCCACAUGAAGGUGAACGGCGUGCAGGCGUUCGGCUACAGCACGCACUUCGACGCCGACGCCAUGCGCGACAUGGUGCGGCGGGUGGACCGGCAGGCCGCUGUGGCGGCCGCCGCCGCCGCCGCGGCUUCGUCGCCGGGGUCGGCCGCGAGAUCGGCGCCGUCGCUGCUCCUGCAGCAGGUGGGGUCGUCGGCGGAGCGCGAACGGACCAGGGAGGCCCUGCAGCUGUUGCUGGAGGCGCGCGACCGCGUGAACCGCUACGCGCCCCUGAGUCAAGAGGCCGACCGACCCCGCCUCGACCUCUUCUCCUGCCUCCUACGCCACAGGCUGCGCCUCAGCCUGGGCGAGGUGGGGCGCGUGGGGGCGGCCCUGCAGGCGUACAGCGCGGGGCUGCCCGGCUACGCGGGCUACAAGACGUCGCCUCUGUGCUGAGGCGAAGCGCCGAAGCCGUUCGUUACAGCCUACUGUUGCGGUGAAUUUCAUCGUGCACCCAACGAGAAUGACUGCAAAACAAAAAAGAAAGGACUUCAGCUGUUGUUUCCUUUUUUAAAUUCGGAAAUGUCAGCGGCCUCUGGUUUAGUUUUUUUGCUUUUGCAAACGGAGACAAACGUAUGAAUUUGGGAAGUGAUUGGUACAAGUCUGUAGCCAUACCUUGUAGUGCUUGUAAUAUGACUGGCUGAUUUAAGAAAUUUGGGUGGGGGGGAUGGGGAUGGGGGGGGGAAAUGAUUAUAAUAAUUUGGUUGUCAGGGAUUGGUUCCUACAAGUUAAUAAUGUUUCGAGUAGCACACAGAAAGCAAGUGCUUUGUUUUUAUUGGGUUUGUUUUGUCACGUGUUUUGUGCAAUCAUGUACAUAUCUUAAGAAUGUUUACAGGGGGCUUAUAAAUGCUUCAGUUUUUAUUGUGUAAGUGUGCGACCAGCCUAAUAGAGGAGGCUACCAUAAUUUUACUCAAGCAUACACCACGUUAAACAGACUGUCCAUAUUUAUGAUACACGCAGAACUACAGACUUACUUUUAAAUACAUUUAGUCCAUCGGAAACAAUAACUUAUUCAUACAAAGAUAAAUUUGAGGGUUAUUUUGCAGAUGCUAUUCACUUCUUCUUAUUCAUCGAAUGUUUAU